AUGGAGGGAAGAUACCGUCUUUUGAAGAACAGAUUAAACAUCGAGAUGAUCGUGUCAGAAAUAGACUUAGACAACGUACUGAUGGAGUUCCAAAACAAACCCUCAUCAAAGCCAGUUUCACUGCAACGGAAAAAUAUUGAUGUAUUCCUGGAUAGAUUAAAAGUAGACUUGGAUAGGUGGUUGAAGGAUUAUUUCAACGACUACCUGAUGUACCACGUCAUAGCUGAAGAUGAGGAGUUUGAAAAAUAUAAUCAGAAAAAGACGAUGGCGCUCAAUCAGUAUGCAGACAAGGCGAUAGAGAAAGUCAUAGAACGUCUCGAUGAGAUGAAGGCCAAUGCCGUCUAUCUACCCGUCUUCGAAAUGCACAGUGUAACUGUUGCGGCAGUAAAGCUAACAGACGGAGUGCUGCGCGGACUGGACAGCAUCUACAGACGCUCCGUCGCCACCGGCGCCAAACACAACAACGUGCGCACCGUUGACUCCAUCGUCGGCUUUAGCAGCUUGAAAUUGAGCUACAGAUACUACGCGAUGGUGAAGUCAGGCCUGCCCCCGGUGUCAGGCGUGCUGACCCUGACGGCGGACGACCUGACAGCGCACAUGGCUCUGUCCCUGACCAAGGACCCAGAGGCUGUCGACCUGAGUUUCACCUUUUUGGAACAGGCAAAGCCCGAGUCUCUUACAAUAGACGGUCCUGCGAACAGAAUGAUAUCUAACUUCAAGUAUAUGCUGGAGCGACACAUCAUCGCUAUAAUGUCCAACACAUUGAUGCACAACAUACAAAUGCUCGGAACCCUGGACCGAUGCAUCCCACUACUUGCACCUUACAAGGAAGUAGAAGCAAAUGUAACUGAUUCAAAUGAAAACAAACCCCUCACACUCUCAAACAACAAAGACAAUAAUGUAGAUCAGAACACAACCGUAUCCACGAACACUGAAGAGCCGCUACCUACGUUUAUUUAUCUUGAAAAAGUUGAAAAUGAUACAGUUAAAUCACAAGAAACUGGGGAGGCUAAUUCUAAUUCACAGGAAGAAAAACCUGACAACACAGAAGCUUCAUAA
Molecule: messenger RNA, 1059 nt
Organism: Bicyclus anynana (squinting bush brown)
Lineage: Eukaryota; Metazoa; Arthropoda; Insecta; Lepidoptera; Nymphalidae
Exons: 8
Coding region: 1-1059 (352 amino acids)
Source: RefSeq, a predicted model, not a curated record